Molecule: messenger RNA, 1332 nt
Organism: Agrilus planipennis (emerald ash borer)
Lineage: Eukaryota; Metazoa; Arthropoda; Insecta; Coleoptera; Buprestidae
Product: pancreatic lipase-related protein 2-like
Exons: 3
Coding region: 274-1251 (325 amino acids)
Biological process (GO): lipid metabolic process
Molecular function (GO): lipase activity
Source: RefSeq, a predicted model, not a curated record
UGGUAGAAAUUAGAAAAAAAUAAAUAAAUAAAAUCGGUGUUCUUUUGAUUAUGGUCGAUUGCAUGCUAUAAUAUAAUCUUGAGGACAAUUUUUAUAAGUACUUUAACGUGCGUGUUCAGAAUUUAUUUCGAACUUCUGCUCUUCAAUGAUAUUAUGAUAAUUAACAUUCUAAAAACGUUUUUCUUUAUUAUUCCUUAGCUGAAAAUCACGAAGGAUACCUUUAGUUCGUUCCAGUAUCAGUACGAACUUGGUUUGUUGUUUAUUUAUUUAAAAAUGUUCGACAAAAUAGCAGCAGUUUUGAUUCUAGCGUUUCAUCUUUGUGAGGCCUCGUACCAUUGCUCGCAAUAUCAGAAACUAAACAUUCUUCAAACUUUAGUUAAAGAACCGUUUUCGACAAACCUUUCCAGGGAAGACGUAGUGUUUUACCUAUACACCAGAGAAAAUCCUACAGAACCCGUCAAACUAAGUCCGAAAAAAUUCGCGAAUCAUUUUACAAAAGGUCCAUUUAAAAUAAUAGUUCAUGGGUGGAUCGAGCACGCAAAAAUUUAUUGGUAUAUUUCAAUGAUAAAGGCGUACUUGGAAAAGGACGAUUACAACGUUAUAGCAGUGGAUUGGUCAAAAGGCACUACUACCAAUUAUAUCUCAUCCAGUUACAAUGUCGUUCCUGUAGGAAAAUAUCUCGGACUUUUUAUAACUGAUCUGGUUAAGCAUUAUGGGGUCCGAUCGGAUGAUAUUCAUGUUAUAGGGCAUUCUCUUGGGUCUCAUAUUGCAGGAGUGGCAGGGAAGGAUGUGUACAAUAUUUUUGGGAAGAGAAUUGGGAGGAUCACGGCGCUGGAUCCUGCAAGACCAUUUUUUGAGUUACCUGUUUCUUGUGAAGAAACACGUUUGAUAGAAAGUGACGGAGACUUUGUUGAUGUUGUUCAUACUGAUGCUGGAAUUUUUGGGUUCAAGGAACCUCUGGGAAAUGUCGAUUUUUACCCUAAUGGAGGAUCAGCGUUUCAACCAGGAUGCCAAAAUAUCAGCCGGCUUUCUGACAUUUUCUGUAGUCACAAAAGAAGUCAUGCCUAUUAUAUCGAGUCAAUAAAUUCGAGUCCCGUAAUGGCUCAGGAUUGUGAUAGUUGGAAUUCCUUUCAACAGGGUCGUUGUAACAGAAAUAAACAAAUACCUUUCGGGGAAUUGGCGCCUAGUGACACAAAAGGGACCUUCUACUUUGCCACCCGUCAACAAAGUCCUUUUCUAUCUUAUAGAUGACACGGGUUUUAUUUUAAUUCUUAAUUGUACCCAUAAUUGGUUUUCUUUACAAAUAAAAACCGAUUAACACGAAACUGUACU